AUGACGACGUUACGUGAGUUUGUGCUGGCAACGGAGCGAGAUCGUCAGCCUUUAGAUGAUGCAAUUGUGUCCUUUUCUUGCUCUUUACUAUUGUCUCCAUCUACUGCUAUAUCAACAUCUCGACCUCUCUCUACCAAUGACAGUUCGUCUCUGUGUCAUCAGUUUUUAGCUCUUCAUCCUCAAGGAGAAUUGUUAUUACGUGUGUGGCCGGCACAGCACGGCGUUGGCAAUCGCUAUGAAAAGCGUGACAGUUUUGCAACGUUUUUGCACGUCGUGACGCACCUAUUGCAAGCACAACAACAGCUGAAUGUCGUCCAAGCUGAAGCUUUUGCACUUCGAAUUGUUCGGGAGAAGGCGUCGCAAUUGGAAAAGCUCUUGAGCUGGAGUGACAAGCCAGUGAUUAUACUUCGAGCUCUAGAGCUAUUGGCUGCAGUUGUGAAGGUCAGUGGCGUGGCAGCACGAGAGCUCGUGCGACUUUUUAACUUUCAGUGUCCAGCAUUUGUCCAGUUGGCUACUAGAAGAUGGAAGAAGUUAGAGUCAGUGGAAGAGAAAGAAGAGGAGAUAAAAGAGGCACCAUUUCAGCUACGAGCGGCGUACGUGGAUCUCGUGCUGGCACUGAUGGCGUGUCCGGAUAAAAGUGUUCAUCGCUUUGCGAUGAAGGAAGGAGGGUUGACUGUGUCGUUGUUCAAGAGCAUGGAUGGAGAUUCAGCUGAGAUGUUGGCGAGAAUUUUCAAGAAACUGGGGGACGUGGUGCUGUAUAGCCACGAGGUGGACCAUAAGAACAAAUUGGUUGUGUAUAAUGGCACUUGUGUGCAUCAAUUGCUGGCGCUACUGCGAGUAGAGGACGAUGAGAAGGUGCGGGAAACAGUGCUGGAAGUGCUGAACGCACUCUUUUUUGAAGAUAGUGCACUGUAUGUGGUACCGCCGAAGCACGCACUACGACUUUUUUUGGCAAAAUCGGCGAGUUCGCAAAGUGACGAGGACGCGAUCACGUCGGAACAGGCGUACGCACUCAAGGUGAUCCGUCAUGCUGUUGCGACAAUUGGUGUGAACGAGCUUUUGCAAAGCACACAAGCUCAGACGCUUGUGAUGCAGUUUCUUGCCAAGUACCCAGGCUUUCUUUCAGAGUAUCUCGCUGCGCUGUCAAUUCAGCUUGAACCGAAACCAGUCUACCGCUGGUUUUGCGUGGCUUCAUUGGUGCAGAAAUUACUGUCCUGUUCUUUGGAUGCGGUAAGUGUGGGAAUGCCUGUCAAGAAUCGAGAUACGCUCUCUUCGUGGUGCUCUGCACAGACAUUAGCGUCACGACUUAUUGCUCCAGGUAACUUCCGCAAAGAGCUCUCGCGUAGCAUCCAGCACAGCAACAACCUUGUGAUCUAUUCGUCCCUGGGUGUAAUUGAGGCACUGCUGAAUCGUUAUGUCCGCAUAGCCCCGUCGUUGGAAUCGUUGGAUCUUGCUUCAGAAGUGCAAUCGGAGCUACGCUUCCUUCUUCCGAGUCCGGAAGUGCUUGUCUCAUUGCUGCUCAAAUUAUGUGCCUCACAAAAGCGAAGCAUUGCACUUGUGUACGUCCGCGCGCUCACAGUCUCUCGUCUCUAUUUGGAGUGCCUUCCUCAAGCUAUGCGUGAGGUGAAGGUUGAUUUUACAAAGACUCUGAGAUGGCAUUACUUGAAUUGCCCCGUUGAUGGUAGUGCUGAAAGCGUCAUGCCGCUACCUAUGCAGAGCUUGAUCGUUGGUGAAAUCUUGCGCUUUUUGCUCGCUGUGGAUGCUUCUCGCUUGCGGUUUCUUCUUACUAGUGGUAGCUCUGGCCAUCGCUCGAAGCUCCAGCAGAUGUUGCUGAUGUACGUUUCAACGCCGAGUCGUGUCGUGCAAAAUCUUGCAGGACAAGUGCUUCAUCGGACUUUGCUUGCAUCAGACAUUUUUGGGCUAGCAACGCAUGGAGAAUUGCAAACUGCUAGCGGGCGUGCGAAUGAAGAGGUAACAAUUUGGCUCGAAAGUUUGGGUCAGGGUGGAGGCAAAAGCUGCGCUGAGUUUACGGAACAGCUCGUGCGUGCUGUGAUGGCUGAUCCACUCAUGUUUGUUGCAAUUGGUAGCCGCGUGAUAACAGACGUGUCUUCUUCGUCUUCUCUAAGCCCAAUAACUGUGGCGCUGGUGGGAUUUCUUAACCCAUUCACAGGAGCCAGUGGGAAAUUGGACUUGUCAGCAUACCGCGCCGACCCGUGUGUUGUAGCUUAUGCUAUGCGCAUUUUGCUAGCACUGAUGCCAACCAGCGAAUAUCCUUACCAACUAGUCACGUUGAUUGCAAGAAACGAUGAUUUUCGCGACAUGGAUGUGUCUGCGGCCAACUUGCAACAAGACACGAGAGAGGAAACCUCCAGCGAUAAUUACAGCAAGAGAAAACGGAAGCGGUCAAUGGAAUUCGAUGAGUUUGGUCAUGAAGAUGAUGCUUACGUGUGGCUCAAAACCACUUGUGAAACGCUUGUUUCAGGGAAGUGUUUUAUCAAGGGUGCACCAAAGAAGAAGGUACAAGAAGCUAGCAACACGUGGCACCACUAUAGCGAUCCCAAGGCCUUAACUGCGGCAUUAGUAGCGAUGACACCAUCGAGCUUUUGUUCAAUGUGGGGACAAAUCGUCAGCAACUGCGCUGACAUAGCAAAAUCCUUUGACCCUAUUCUUCAUUAUCUGUCUGGGCGGGGAGACGUGGAUAUCCUCUCUUUAUUGACUCUUUCGAGAACCACAUCGGCCACGAAAACCAGACAGCGAAAAAAGCAGACGUCCAUUUCUACUGCUGCAGAGAUAUUCACGAAGAUGGUUCCAGUUUAUAUUGUCCUGCAGCAUGUUCUUUUCAGCAUUGCGACCAAAAAUCGCGAGGAACAGGAAUCAGCGAUUGCUCUGGUGAAACGCAUGGUGAAGAGUAGAGUCAAAGAUCAUCAGUUGACAGCAACAGAUGCAGCGCGUAUGUGCGAACAACUGCUGUUCUUUUUCUCGUCAAACAACUUUGGCUUUCCAGACAGCAAACACACACACCUUUGCGAACUUCUUUUGAAUCUACUGACGAUCGUUAUCGUCUCUAGCGACAGUAUUCGUGCUUCCAGCGUAGUCACACGACUUUUCUCCAAGCUUCGAGCAGUGAUUACCCGUAAAAUGAGCUCAGAGCUGGGACGACAGCUAUCUGCUCUGGAGAUUGUUGCUCUGCGAGUUUGUUCCAGCAUCAGCCUAGACACGGAUCUGACAAAGCUGUGCGACUUUAAGGAUCUGUUUCAGCGCGCAGGGGUUCCGCUCGUUGCAGUGUUAGCUUCGCGCGUGCCAUCCGGUGCACGUAUCGCAAUACUGGAUAAGCUUUUGCACCAAGCCAGCGUUAUGACGAUUGACGCGCCGAAUGUUGUGCUCGUUGAAUGUGUACUUAAAUCUUUGGGCUGUAAUGAUGCGAACGAGCAGUACGCUUCUUUCGCGGACUACAAACGCGCAAAGUUGCUCACACAGAAGCUCUGGCAGCUGCUUGAGAGCCAAAGCAAAAAGCAGCAGCUACCAUUCUUGACGACUGGAUUCAGAGUAGUGGGGCAUCUAGGUGGCAUUGAUGUCUUGACGGCUGUGGCAUCCAUUGAAACUUUUCUCGUGCCACUUGUGGUGCGAAGUGCGCACUUCAUAUCAAGUGGUAAUCACAGUACCGAGAUGCUCCGGGCUAUUGUCACAGCAAUUCGAAGCGGGGUCGAGGCUGCAGUAUUUCCAGCUGUGUUUGAGGAGCAGUUAUUGACAUGGUUACAACGUGAAAAGGAUGAGCGAGUGAAGUGUCUAUUGGUGGGGGCGCUUUAUGAUGUAUUCACGCGUGUAUCAAAUGACGCGCUACGUCAAGUUUCGAACGAGUUGAUCCCUACUUGUCUUCGGCGUGUGCUAUUAGAUUCACAGGAAAGUUAUUCGGCAGAACUUGCCAUGCUGAGGCAUCUGUCUAUUGAUGGUUCUUUGACCGUGUACGCGAACAGAUUUGGUGCGUCUAUUCAAGCAAUUGUGGAGAAGUUCGAGAGGUCUGAACGUGUUGAGACUUUGUCGUCUGCACAGCUGCUUGCUCUGCUACUACUAUCACGCAGUAAUGGUAUUCGCGAAAGUACUGACGCUAGUUUGCUGUUAGUCCUUGUCAAGAGCGCUGUGUGUGCUCUAAAGACAGAAAUCGACAAACGUUUACCAAGCGACCAUGAAAGCUUGCCCAACAAAUUGAAAGCGACAAUGCUUUUGGUGGAGAGAGUUGUUGGAUAUCUGAAGCAACAAGGACAAGAGAAGCAGAUGUCAACUGUAACAAUGGUACUUCCUCUAUUCGCUGCGAUGCGUGAAGCUGUCCGAGAAAGCGUUAACAAGCUUGCAUUUGAGGAAUUGGUGGGCUUGACAGCUGCUCUGCUGCGUCUAAUGGGAAAGGAGGUAGAUGCAAUCGACUACGACUUUAUAGCUCACUUCGAUGUGAUCGUGCAACACCCAUGCUUCACACAGAGCCUGCAGAACGUGGGUAACAAAGGACUACAGCUAUUGAUCGUACGAGUGGUUGCGCAACUUGCUCGCAUUACGGGAAAUUAUACUCGCUCUCUCUUGCAGACAUUACUUAGCUCAUAUUCAAUGUCGCUUUCGCCUUUCGAUCGCAGCCUGCGGGUGUUGUUCGAAGUGUUUGAAGCCCUGGAGAAAGAUGAUCUUACGUUGGUGAGCAUGGGCUUUCGCUUUGGUGCAUCGUCCACGGUUCCACCAUCAGCAGCUACGUCGGCGUCAUCGAAAAGUUCUAACAACGACUUAGUAGACGAUUCAGCUUGGGUCCUUGGAGGAGGUCUCGAACAAAAUCGGGUUCGUGCUACCAUUGAGCACUUCCCGCUAAAGCGCAAUGUUUCAGCUGCAUGCGAUGCAUAUCUUCUAGAUCUCGACGAAGAGCUCCAUACUGGUGAUUAUACUGACAAAGUCGAGCAGACCCUGUCAAUGAAUGAUGAGCAACCAAUUGAAGGCUACGAUCCUGCGUUCCUCUUGCCGAUGCUAUCGCACUUUAUUUCCUCAUCGGACUUGCCUGAGGGCGCCACUGUGCAGCAAGGCUUGUUGGGCGUAGCUAUUCGUGCUACAUCCUCUGACGUCGAGCGAGUUCGCGAGUAUGCCUUUGGUAUUCUAGCACAUCUGCACGAGUCUUUGCAAGCUACGACGGAGACUACAAGCGACUUCAAGGCAGGGCGUCAAGUGCAUCUUUUGCUAGAUGUUUUCCGCUGUGGUGUCAAGAAGCCCCUCGAGCAAGUUCCAUCGGUGGUUACUGUGUUCCUCAAUGAUGCGCUUGCUGUUUUGACGCGUCCAACCCACGUGUUGUACCCGCAAGUCAACCACUUUCUGCUGGCGCGUCCCGCGAUGGACUUGGCUGAUGUGCCAAUGUUCUAUUCGUUGUUUAAUAGCCGGGCACCUUUGACUUUCCGUCAAGAGCGAUCAUGGCUUCUUCACACGCUUCGUCGCGGAAUUUGCAAUGAUGACGACGUGACACUGCUUGAGCACCGCCACGUACUUCCAAUGCUGUUGAGUUUCUUCACUUCCGAACUAGCAGAUACUCACACACAGCCGUUGAUUGCAAACAUUCUUCUCGCAGCACUACGUACGCCAUCAGGCGGCGUUUACCUGGUAACGAAGGCAGCAUUGUUCGAAUGGUUGUCGGCACAGUUCUUGAGACAUGGAGCUGCGUCUUUGACGCACGUUGAUCGAUUGUCGAAAAAAUCAAUGAAGACAGCUUCCUUGGCGUUAUUGCUUCCACUCAUGAUGGUUCUGGAGCAAGCAUUACACGAUGGAAUUUGGAGUCAAUUGGACCGAGCUCAACAACAUGCUACAGCUCUACAAGCAGUAAACACAUUUGCAUCCUUGCAAACUGCCAUUGCAGCGCAUCGUUCGGAAUCCAAGAACGACCGCUUGAUUACAAGCAAAGCUGUGGUCAUAUCGGAACUAGUCGUUCGUCGUACUGGGUCCGUUUGUUCCGUGGAAUUGUUGCUCAAAGCUAUUGAACUAGUCCAGCACUUUACCAAAUGUGACACUGCAAGGAUUGAUUUGGCCGAGAUAAUAGCCACCAAUCUCACGCAAUGGCUACUCCAACAACACCACAAUGAAGCACAGCAACAACACUUUCACGACUGGGCUCUUCUGCUCCGUCAAGUGGCUUCAAUACUUGUUUCUUCCGACGAUAUCAACACAAUGGUGGCAAAAGAGCAGCAAAUGACGUAUGCUCUUACAAAACUCAAGUCUGUUUUGGACCAAAUACCAACUCUGAAGAUGCUCGUGAUGGCAUCAGUACAUGCUACUGAACAGACACGAUUUCUUCAUGCAUUACUCUAG
Messenger RNA from Peronospora farinosa, 6321 nucleotides. The record is from the annotation of a GenBank genome assembly. Lineage: Eukaryota; Oomycota; Peronosporomycetes; Peronosporales; Peronosporaceae.